This is a messenger RNA of Anopheles stephensi (Asian malaria mosquito), 594 nucleotides long. RefSeq lists its product as uncharacterized. Lineage: Eukaryota; Metazoa; Arthropoda; Insecta; Diptera; Culicidae. Bases 1 to 594 code for a protein of 197 amino acids. The transcript has a single exon. The record is from RefSeq and is a predicted model, not a curated record.
AUGAAACUAUUUGCUGCCAAUCGGACACCAAUCGAGGUUUACGGAGAAUCGCUAUACACACUGGAUCUGGGACUUCGUCGCACAUUCCUGUGGAGUUUCGUGAUAGCGGACGUAGGUUCAGCCAUCAUCGGGGCCGAUUUCCUUCAGCACUUCAACCUCUUAGUGGACCUUCGCCGCAAGUGUCUAGUGGAUGCGCUCACCAAGCUGUCUACACCCGGGGAAACGGACCACGAGCUACAGGAACCAACCGUUAAGGUUUGCGAUAGUUCGUCGCCGUUCGCCGACCUGCUGAAGGAGUUCCCCGGACUAACCACAACGAUCGCGCCCGGAACGCUCCUGCGAACUAACGUCACACAUCGGAUUGAAACCACCGGACAACCAACCUUUGCACGACCCCAAAGAUUGUGUCCGGAGAAGUAUGCUGCAGCCCGUGCGGAAUUUGAAUCGUUGGUUCAACUCGGAGUUUGCCGUCCAUCAAAUAGCAGUUGGGCCAGCCCGCUACACAUGACGAAGAAAGCCGAUGGAAGCUGGCGCCCGCUAUACAUGACGUCUUGCGAGGCCUGGAUUUCGUCUUUCCAUACAUCGACGACAUGA